Messenger RNA from Letharia columbiana, 1929 nucleotides. RefSeq lists its product as uncharacterized. The transcript has 3 exons. The record is from RefSeq and is a predicted model, not a curated record. NCBI's taxonomy places the organism in Eukaryota, Fungi, Ascomycota, Lecanoromycetes, Lecanorales, Parmeliaceae. Bases 1 to 1929 code for a protein of 642 amino acids.
AUGAGGGAAGAAGUCUCAGCAGAGAGAUUGAGGAUGACCGAUCAAGGUUACAUCAAUCUCCAUCUCAAUACUCCAGGCUACCGCACUUAUCGCCCCGCAUGGAAGAUGAUCGCAUGGCACGUGACGGCAGGAUCAGGCUCCGGCGAAGAAUCCAGAACGCUGAACGAUAGGAAGCGGAGGGUGUUGGAUAGCCUGACGGACGCCCAGAAAGACGCAAAUACAACCCGUGGGAGCACGCCUGGCCUCAUUGACCCAGCUCUGGGUGAGGUUUCCGGAAACAGGGUUGCUCUGCCGGACUUGGUAUUGAGGAAGCGAGGUCGAAGACGUGCUAACGUAAACGUAAGCAACACCCCGGCUACACAGCUGGCACAGCCCCACAAGCUCCCACAAGCCUCACAUCUGUAUCAGAACCAGCAAUUUCCACAAUCUUCACGAGCUAGCAGCGCCAAUAUCGCUACAGCGCAGUUCCCUGUGGCCUCGGCGCGUAUGGGUUCUUCAUCUCAGGACUUUGCCAGUAAUGCAGCUGUACCGGGACAGAAUGAUCUUCGAGGAUACGCAAAUGCACAAGCCCGCGACGCAGCCGCUAUGCCACCACCACCCCUUCCUCAUAAACCUCGGAACGGAAGGUUCUCUCAUCCUCAAAAGUUUGGUCCACAUCCAGAUCCACCAUACUCCACCAACCGGCAACCAGAGUUUGAUGAUACCCAAGCCAGUUUUAUGGAAGUGGAGGACUUUAGGGCGACGGCGACGUACGAUCAUGUGCCCCGACCCGAACAUCAGUUCAUGAGUGACGAGGAGAUCGCCACAAUGUCUGCCAAAUCUGACGAAGCUAUGGCGGAGAUCCUCUGGAUGUGCGAGCCUUUUCUUGGCCCGGUUUCCAAACUUCAGGGCCCGCCACCCAUUGACGUGAGUGCAGAGCCACCGGUGCUGAUUGAAGAGUUGGAAAUGAGCUUCAUGUUGCCAAUUCAGGCAGGCGGAAGAGUGCGAGGAAACUGGAAUGAGGACGCGAUGCCACAUCCGGCGCAGAGCAUGCACGCCCGGGAUAUGGCACAACGAACAACGCCCAGGCUUUCAGAGAAGCAAGGCAUAAAGCGGAAAGAGUGCGAUGGUGGAAACGAAAACCUUCGACACCUACAACUCGAUGUUGAGAGGCAAGAGCGCCGCCCCAUAAAGCGGGUGAAAUCGGUGCACAAUGCCAACCUCCAGUAUAUAAAUACAGCGUCCUACCAUGAUGCUGCACAUGAUGCGCAGCAACAGAACUUUGAUCCUCAUCCUCAGCUUGGAGACUAUCAGUCCGGAUACCUUCAGAGGCAAACCUUCAGCGGCCCUGCUUUGCAAGAUGCCCGAGCUCCUCGGUAUGGCUCGUUUGAAGAUGUCGAUCCAUACACUUGCGGCGCUCCAUCUGAGGGCCAGUACGGUAGGACGAUUGGGCAACAACCUACCCAAGUCGUCAAACCAUACCAACCCCAGUACUACCCUGUAACGUCGUUUAGGCCGAACGUGCCUGAUCACCAGCCACGUCACCAACGAUCUGUGGCUUCGCCCUACAUACCCGUCUUCACGGCAAAAGAUCAGAAUCCUGGUCAUCAAACCUCAACUCUACAGCCUAGAGGCUCUGUAGGGUUAUUAGCUCAUGGUGAUAUCCAAGCUGGCCAGGCAUUGGGACAUCCAUCUUCCAUGUUUUCCCAUCCAUUUCCAACGCCCAGAAUGUCAGCCACGAGUCUGCAACGGUGCGGCCUGGAUCAAGAGCCGAUCGUGAGCAUCAUAGGGCACCCUUGGAACAUGUCAGCAACGGUCAUCGACUCCAUCCUCAUGCGAGCUCUAGGAACGGUCAUGCCUAGAGCACGGAUGUCCAACACAUGCGACAUUUCGUGGGCGAAGAUCAGCUUCUACCAGCAUGUAUUCCAGGAGCCCAAGUUGAAGAUGUAA